Messenger RNA from Morus notabilis, 884 nucleotides. RefSeq lists its product as uncharacterized. Bases 214 to 492 code for a protein of 92 amino acids. The record is from RefSeq and is a predicted model, not a curated record. The transcript has a single exon. NCBI's taxonomy places the organism in Eukaryota, Viridiplantae, Streptophyta, Magnoliopsida, Rosales, Moraceae.
UGUCUGUUUCCUACGAUAAUUCUCCGCUCUCAUCAAAGCCCCCCACUUUCCUCACCCCACCACCACCACCACCAAGCUAUAUCAAUAUAUACAUGUAUUUGUGUGUGUGUGUGUAUAUUUAUACGUACGCAAACACACAAGUAUAAGAACCAGCCUUACAAAAUACAAAGAAUACUAGUAAUUUGUUUUGUGAUGAGCUUGUGAUACGCGAUUAUGGUGAUGUACCAGGCAGGGUCAAGGUCGGUGCAGAGGAUGAAAGAUGAGGUUUCCAAGGCUCUGAGAGAUUCAUCAGCGUCUUCUACUUCUUCAACUUCUUCUUCUUCUUCUUCUUCUUCUUCUUCUUCUUCUUCUUCUAAGAAGGCGAGCCUUUUCUCUGGAGCGCUUGACCAAUCGAUCAAUAUUAAUGGUACGGCCGCCAAAAACGACAGACUUAAGCAGGCCGAGGAGUCUCUCCGGACCGUCAUGUACUUGAGCUGCUGGGGUCCUAAUUGAACGAUCAAGAUCACGUGCCUUGUAUAUGUUAAUAGACAAUAUAUAUACCUGAUCAACGUCUUUUUCUCAUUAUAAGAUUGAUUUGUACAAAAAAGUGACUUGCUAACUGUAAGUAAUUGUGAAUUUCAGCUGUGAAUACUUUUUUCUCCUGUGCGUGUAAUGUAUCUCCUAAUCCCAGCAAAUAGAUUUUGAUACCUUAGUCGUACGGGGUGCUAAUAACUUUGCUUGUUUGAAGAUCAAUAUUUGGUCGUUUUUGUUUUUGGGUUUUUUUUUUUCCUCUGUAAAAUAUGUUGUGGUUUUUGCUGUUAGGGUUAGGUGUUGUUAAAUGGUUGAGUUUGAUGAGAAGGUAUUGUAAAAUGUUUUCAACAAAAUAAACAAGCUGUUACCGUGAA